Molecule: messenger RNA, 3249 nt
Organism: Vanderwaltozyma polyspora DSM 70294
Lineage: Eukaryota; Fungi; Ascomycota; Saccharomycetes; Saccharomycetales; Saccharomycetaceae
Exons: 1
Coding region: 1-3249 (1082 amino acids)
Biological process (GO): mating projection formation; invasive filamentous growth; bipolar cellular bud site selection
Cellular component (GO): mating projection tip; actomyosin contractile ring; cellular bud tip
Molecular function (GO): MAP kinase scaffold activity
Source: RefSeq, a predicted model, not a curated record
AUGACUACUGCAAACUCUGAACUAGAUAGGGAACAUCAGGAACAGAUGUUCAUCUAUUUACAAUCUCUCGAAAAUUUCUUUAAAGUAACUGGUAUUAACCAUGAUAGAUCAAAAUCCGCAAGGGCUCAGAAGGCAAGAUUAAAAUUAAUUAAAUUAUCAGCUCUACAAUUUUAUGAAUUGAGUACAGAUGUAUUCGAUGAGUUGAAUAGAAGGAUAAGCGAAGACCAAACUAAACCAAAUUAUCUAUUACCGAAGGUCAAUUUCCAUUUAAAACGUAAUCAAGCAAGACAAAAAUUAGCAAAUUUAUCUCAAACUAGAUUCAAUGAUCUUAUAGACGAUAUUUUAUAUGAAAUACGUAGAAGAGGAAUGGGUUACAAUCCAAACGAAAUUAAUAGUUUUAUUAGCAACGAUGAUAAUAUCUCAAAAUCUUCAAAUUUAAAUUUAAUAGCUCCAACUAUCGGCCUACAAGAAUCUGAAAUCGUGCCCAAAAAGGCAUCAAUAGAUUGGUCAACCGAAGAAGAAGAAGAAUCCGAGUCUCAUAAAAAUAUUCACAAGCUUUAUACUGGCGAUUUCGAUACUAUCACGUCAGAAAAGGAUAUAUUAAACAAAUCUCAUCAUGGUAACACCAUAAAAUCCUCUCCAUUGAUACAAGAAACUUCAAUGAAAUUUAACCAACCUGCAUUUGAUCUAAAUAGUUCGCCUGAACAAAGACAACAAAAACAUGAUAAUAAUAAUAAUGAUAAUACUAAUAAUACUAAUAAUACUAAUAAUAGUAAGAAUAACAAUAAUAACGAUAAUACAACAACAACGAUCUCUAUUAAUGAUGAUACGACCACUCUAGAACCAACAAUUGCAAAAGUUGUCAAUGUACAAGAAAUAAUCCCACCAAAACCAAGUAUGAACAUCAAAACAAACCACCAACAACACUUACCAUUUAAUGCAUAUGAUAUAAAUUAUAAAAAUGAGAUAACCUCAUUAAGCGAUCAAGUAAGUAAAUUAUCAAUUGAAAAUGAAAAAUUGAACCAAAUGAUAGCAGAACUAAAAUUGGAACCAGGCAUCGAAUUAAUACAUUCUUCAAAAGAUAUGCUAACAAGAUUAAGCAAAAAAUAUCCAUUAGAUAAAAAUGCAUUAGAAAUGUACAUUUCCAACGACGGUCAUGUUCCUAUAACUAUCCUCUUGAAGAUAAAUGGAUUGAUAAACUCAUUUUUCGAACAGCUAAUUCAAAGAAAUCCGGACUCUAUAGGGAAAUACUUGUUUGAAAUUCUCUAUCAACUUUCCAAUUUGGUUUAUGAACUCCUGCUUCGUACAGAUUUCCCGAUUUAUAAAGAUCAAAUUGUUUUACUCAAGGCUAGUUAUUCUCAUUUGAUUACUUCUGUAAGAUAUUAUUCUAUUUACAGCUCAAUUCUACCUCAAGUCACAGUUCAAGCAGCUGUCACAGAAUUUUCAUAUUCUGUUUGUAAUUUAAUACACCAUGCAAAAUUAAUAGAUGAUGACAAUUCCGAUCAUGAUCAAGACACUACAGCGGGCGAUUUUAAUUCCUCCGUAGUUCAUAGAGGUUUUGAACACCAUAGUAAUAUAAAUGGUGCUAAUCUUCACGAAUCAAAUAGUCCGUUUUCAACCCAAAAAAUCCUAUCAUCACUGACAACUAGUGGUAAUUACAAUGAAAUGAAUGGUAAUAAUUACGACAAAUCGUUAGAUAAAAAAAAUGAGGGAGCAGAAGAAGAUGACAAUGACGAUUUCGAGCUUUCUCCUGUAAAACCUUUAAAAAUUCUACAAAAGGCUACAAUGAAUAUGAAUCCAAGCUCUUCAUCUUCUGCAAGGAAAAUAUCAUCUGCUGGAGUAAUGCCUUCAUUAUUGGAUGCUAGUAGAUCGAAAUCUCAACUAAAUAUACAUUUAGAAAAUGGGAGAUCUACUAAUACAGAAAAUAGUGUCCCAACAAUUGAGAAACGAUCUCUGAAAAUAAUUUCAGACGUUAGUGCAUCUAACGGUGAUAUUAAUAAAGGUUUAAAGGAGUUAGAGAAAAAUAAUGAUUAUGAUAUAAAGGAAGAUGUAAACAAAUCAGUAAAAGUAAUCUCACCAACCAAGGUAGAAUUGAGCACCGAAGAAGAAAAGGAACUAAACAAGAGCGAUGCACAAGUAGAUACUUCAUUACAAUCACAAACGCUGUACAACGAUAGUAAUGCGAUAUCUAUCGAAGAUUCUUCAAUGGCAAAAAUGGAUUCUAAAUUAAUUAAUGAAGCGGCAGUCUCUAAAAACACCAAAAACAAGACCAUCACAGAAGACCCAGAGACAUCAACUCAAGUAUUUACUGAUAAAAUGAAGAAAUUUAAUAAUUCCAUCGGUAUUGGAUUCAGGAUGGCAUCACCAAAUGAUGACACUAAAAAGUUAGAAUCCAAUGUUAAGAAAAACGAUGAGAUCAAAGGAGACCCUAAAGUUGUACCAAUGGAAAGAUCAGUGAAGAGGGAACCUACGAUUCCCAAAUACAAAGCUGAAGAAUCUAAACUGACAGCUAAGAUGAAACAAGUUUUGGAAGUUGAUGACGAUUUACCUGUAGUAUCUAAGGGAACAGACGAAGUAACAGAGGUGCCGGUUGUGGUUGAGAAAGAUAUUGCAGUCGACGAACCGGUUGUUGUUGAGAAACCUGUUGCAAUUAAAAAACCUGUUAUUAUAGAAGAAGAUUUAAAUGCAGCACCUGACGUCGUGAAAGCCAAUGUACAAAGAGCUGAGAGGAAUAAGAUGGAUAGACAAGAAGCGGCAGAUGAUGAUGAAGAGGAAGAAGAGAGCGAAUCUGAAUUUGAAACUGGUAGUGAAUCGGAAGAGGAGUUUGAUAUAGACGCAUUUGAUAUAGAGAAUCCCGAUAAUACGUUACGUGAAUUGCUAUUAUACUUAGAGCAUCAAACAGUUGAAGUUAUUUCUACAAUUCAAUCAUUAUUAAGCUCUAUAAAGCAACCUAAAUCUACAAAUGGUAAACUUCGUAUUGAAUCCAAUGCUAUUAAUCAAGUAAUCGGACAAAUGGUUGAAGCUACUACGAUAUCUAUGAACCAAAGUCGUAAUGCUGGUUUAAAAGAGCAUGGUAAUUGGGUAGUUCAAAGUCUUUCUGAUUGUAGGAGACGCAUGACAAUGCUAUGUGAUUUAAAACCAGAUGGUAAAUUUAUUAGCAGUAUUAAAGAUACUGAAUUUGCAGAUAAGAAUUUCAAGCAAAGAUUAGCAGGGAUUGCAUUUGACGUUGCUAAUGUACAAAAGAGUUAG